UAAAAAAUAAAAGACAUUUUUCAAAGAACAUACAAAAAUUUUGUUUUUCUCAAAUAAGAAUAAUUGCAAAAAUUUUCCAAUUUAUUAAUUUAAAAUAUAAAAUUAAAAUCAUACCGACGAAUAGGACAUCAAUAUGAGUUCAAAAGACAAAGACAAUCGUCUUAAUAAAGUUCGUCAAUUUUUUCGUUCGGUUGGUCGAAGUACCGGUGGAAAUGCAAGAGAAGAACGUGAUUUAAGACCAGCUCUGGAAUCUGAGUUGCGUCCAGAAACUCCUGUAGCUCAAAGAUGUAAAACUCUCAAAGAAUUAGGUGAAGAUUUACGUUCAGAGAAUUUAGAUGAGUCAUCUGUUACUAAACUCUGGGAUCUUACCAAGGAUCUUAUAGUGGAUAAUAAAUCGACAGAACAUCGUCAGACAACAUUGACUUUCUACAAGAUUCUUAUUCAGACUCAGUAUAGGAAGUUGACUCUUAUGCGAGAGCAUUUCUUUCUUGUUAUUCAAAAUCAUGAAGUUCCUGAAGAUUUGAAACAUCGUCUCGAAUUACUUAUUGCAUUGACUGAAAAUGGCAAGGACAUCACUCAUUUUGAGGAGAAGAUUGGAAAAUUCAUGCUCCAAUGGCUUCCACAAAUUGCCAAUGGUCUUUUACUCUGCCAGUAUCUCGAUAUGUUGGUUAAUCUAAUAAAAUUCAAUGCUGCUCAUUUAGAUAAUGAAAUUGUUGUUGGAAUUGUUCAAAAUGCUUGUCAGUUAAGCUGUACCGUAUCAGACGAUGCUAUUGGAUUACAAUGUUUAAAUAUUCUCGAAUUAGUUUUAUGCUACACAAUAUUUCCUAAUGAAACAUUGGCGCUAUGUGUAAUGACUCUAUGCCGUACAGUUAAUCAUAUUCCAUAUUGUCAAACAUCUUGGAAGAAUAUGAAAAAACUGCUUGGAACAAAUUUGGGUUACUCAUCGUUGCUCAUAAUGUUCAACAUUCUAAAUGACAAAACAUACUACAAUGAUCCCAAUCUACUACGUGGAGCAGUUUUCCACAUCAACAUGGGUAUAUUUGGAUCAACUCAUACUUUGGUCUUUUCACCAAUUUUCUCGACAACAUCGUCCGUUUUGAUGAGCUUUUUACAUGCACUUGAAAGUAAAAAACUAAUUGUCACCUACGAAGUAAUUCUCAGCAUUCGAAAAGUCGUAACCAAAUACGGCGAGGAUCUACCCGAAAGAAUUUGGGAUAUUAUUUGUGAAAUCUUAUCAGCAAUUGCUGAUAAUAUAAUUUAUUAUGAAAAAGAAGGUCUACGCAAAGAUUUCACUUUGCAAGAAAAUUUCCACGAAACCAUCGAUGUUAUUGAAGAACUAAUGCAUGCUGACAAACUACUAGCCAAUAAAGAUCUAAUUUAUGAUCUUAUCGAACGUGUUUCCGAAAGUCGACCCGAAAGCUCUGUCCUCAAUCUAAUUGACUACCGAUCCAAAAAGAUCUCUGCGACGAAACCAGAAUGGUUGACACUCCUCAAUGACUUUGUUUGUCGAUUCUAUCGUAUUCCAAAUACAAAUAUUCGAGUUAAAACAAUUCAUUCGUUGAUGCAAAUUAUGGACGCUAGUCGGGCGAGUUACGAAGAAGAAAUACUCCAACGUGUGGUGAUUCCUCAAUUUGGUAAUAUUGCCAGUGAGCCAGAUCUUAUGAUUAGAGUUGUUGUAUGCAAGGCUCUGGUGCAAUUUGCAACCGAUUGUGAAACAAAAAGAUGUGGUGAAUUGAUUGAUAUCAUGGAAAAGGUAUUGAAUCGGCCAUUUGAACAGUACGCUUUGGAUGAGAGUGUUUGCAAGUCAGAGGGAGAAAUUCAAGAUGUUUCCACUGUGGUGGAUGGGUUGAUAAGGAUUUUUAUAGUCAAACUCUAUCAUUUGCCACCGAGUCAUGCUAUAAAGGUGUUUAAUAUUUUAAUGAGCCAUCUCGAGCAGCAUUAUCAAAAACCUAAAGUUUUUGAACAUGUUAGUUUGGUUAGGAGUAAGAUAUUUUCAUGGAUGUUGAAAGCACGAGCAAAUGCUUCCUAUCACAUUGGCUAUCCUGAUCACGAAAGUGGAACCAUACGAUUUAGUCCCUACCUCGGAAUUGAAUCUAAUCUCCCACAUGGCGUUAGCGGCCAUUCAGUCCAAGCUGGUCAAGAGCAUGUGCCUGUAAAUUUCGCAACAAUCUCAAUUCGCAGAGCAUGCAAGAUUAUUGUGAAAUGCAUUGCGGAGGAUAAAGAUUACAAUAUAUUCCAGUUGGUUGUCAAGGAAUUGCCACAAAUUCUUCAAAACAAAGCUCUCAUCUUAGGCAAUGACAUGGAGGCCCUAGGUUCAGCCCUAUGCAACGUCCUCCCCGAUCCAAAAUCUCCACCGCGAAGUUUUCACACAGCCAAACCAUCUCUCGACGAAUGCAAUGCUUUGAUUCUUCCAGCAAUUGCUAGUCUAGUAAUCUAUCAUCAGUUUCUAUCAUCCGAUUUGAAACUCCGCAUGAUCGAAGCUGUCAAAGUGGUCAUACGUUCAAAUGCCAAUGCACACAUUUGCAUCAACACACUAUCCAUAAUGAUUCUCGAGAUGCCCGAGACUCUCUCCCGUCAACUAGCCGAAGUUCUUUUAGAAAUAAGCAAGAUGUCUCGCACAGCUAGUGUUGCCAUUCCGGUGCUGGAAUUUCUUUCAAUACUUAGUCGUUUGCCCAACGACUUGUUUGCUAACUUUGUUCCCAUGCACUAUAUGUACGUGUUUGCGGUGUCACUCAGUUACACCAAGCCGCAUCCUUAUGACCAUUAUACAGUUUCGCUGGCUCAUCAUGUCAUGACUGGAUGGUUGUUGAAAUGCAAAAUGAAUAUGAGGAAAAAUUUCGUAAUGUAUAUUAUAUCGGGUCUCCAAACAGAUGCCAAUGUUCCAAUCAAAGACAUGACUAUCCGCAAUGAAGAUUCAUCUAGUCGCCAACGAAGUACAAGCUUGACAGAGCGUGUCAGUCGUAAUCGUGACAGUGCCUUCGACAUGAGUGACAAUUUGAAGAGUAUUCAAGGUGAACUAGCUGAGACCGUUAUAGAUUUCUUAGCUAGGCAUACAUUCUCUCCGUGUUCGACACUUCCAAAAAGAUUACCAGCAAUUGAAUGCAUGCUUAAAGAUGGACCAUCUCAGACUUGGUUAGUCGGACAUAAUCUUGUAACGAUCACAACUAACGGUUGUCCAUCGGCACCCAAAUCGAAUGGCUUGUGUGAUCGUUGUUCAUUAUUAAUGAACAAAAGUAAUUCACCCUACGCUAAAAGUGAAGUAACAGGUACUCCAAGUUCUAUUGCCGGAGGUCCUAUAUCACCGGAAAUUCUUACAACCACUGGGCCAACUGUGGACACAUCAACCAACGAUGUCCAACCACUAAAUCGUCGCUACACCAAAGCAAGUUUACAAUACAGUAGUGGCACAGAUUCGGGUACCUCAACAGAUUUGACUUCUACUUCGACAUCUUCUUCGUCACAACACCAGACUCACAGACAAACAUCAAAUAGUUCUUCUGUAUCUCUAGAAGCACUAUCUAGACGCGGCUCAAAUCCCGAGCCCGAAAAUCGUAUCGAAUCUUCAGCUCUAGGAAAUUCAUUGAACCAACUGAGUCAUGCAAGUAGCGGAACAAUGUCAUCACAGCAGCCAACAUGUGCCCGAUCGUGUACUGGUUGGGCUGAAAUCUAUGUUCGACGUCCAACUGGAAAUAUAUCGUGGAUAAUGCAUAUACAAAAUCCCAUAGCCAAUGACUGCCUUGGCACUGAUUUGCCUCUUAGCGAUUUGACGUCAUUAUUCUUACCGACAAUGCAUGGUGGAGUUUUUGGGCCAGAUUUUGUUGAAGAGGCUAAAUUGCUAUCGUCACCAGCACCUCCGAUGCCACCAACACUCUCACCUCGUGAACCAUUUGUUGAUCAAGAGCAACGUCCACGUCGUUUGGAUGCUGCUAAACUUGCUGUUGCAAGAGUUCGUGCUUUGCAGCGACAAGAAGAAGUUACAUCAGCAAUUUCAGCAACCAGUGGUCCCAUUGAUAUACCCAAAUCUUCUAAACGCGGAAAAGAUCCUUCGGGAAGUUUAAGCGAUGGCGAAGCGGACGAAGAAGGUGCUGCUUUUGAAGAUGGUCGCAGUAGGGCUCGAAAUCCAGUUCGAAGAGUCAAUUCCAGUCCCGAAAUGAGCUCGAGUUUAAGAAAACCAACUGGAAAAGAUUUUAAUAUUCCCGCCGGACCGACAAAUUUCAAUCAGACCGAUCAAGAGGAAGCAGCUAAAAAGAAGGUAGUUGUUGGUGGGGCUUAUACGAAAGAUAUACGAGUUAGUUGUGAAGCUAUUCCUGAAGAAAUUGCCGGCUCAACACCACCCAGUCAAGCUGAUUCGCUAAAAGAUGAAGAGAAAGAUAAUGCAGGAAAGAAAAAACAAGAAACAAAUACAUUAGGGAAGGAACCAAGUCUUCCGCCAAAACAACACUCUGCCGAUGAUGUUACCAAUCAAAUGUCUACGAACCCAGUAACCGGUUCAGCUUCAGCGACAAAUCUUAAAAUUCCACUUGAUGUUCAAAAAGUUAACACAAGUUCGAAACAAUCGACAGCUCCACUUUCACCAAGAUUAUUAGCUAAAAAUGCCGCUAUUAAGGUUGCUUCAUUUUCGUCGAAUGUCGGUGGUGGUGGUGGUGGAGGUAUGGGUGAUUAUGGCAACAAUAAUAUGGAUAUGAUACGAGGACGUUCCAAAACUAUAUCUGUUGUUCGAGAAGUCAAUGGAAAGAGUCGAACUCCUUUGGCGCUGCCUUCGUUUGGUGCAGCAGCAAAGGCAUCAAUGAAUUCAAAACUUGGAAUCAGUCCAAGUUUUGUCUUCCUACAGCUUUUCCACAAUGGUCAGUUGCAAUCAUCCGAUCCACCACUUAAAGUUGGUUCAGACAAUAUGGCAACCAUUACUUUGUUAGAUUUGAUUCCACCAUUUGAAACGCAUAAAUUUGGUGUUCUUUAUGUUGGACCCGGUCAGUGUAAUAAUGAAGUAGGAAUUCUUAGAAAUCGUUAUGGUAGUGUUAGGUAUGUAGAGUUUCUUAGAAGUAUUGGAACUUUGGUCAGUCUUAAGGAUGCCAAGGAGAAUAAUCUUUUUGUGAACAUGGAUACAAAUGGUUCAGAUGGUAAUUUUACUUAUAUCUGGAAAGAUGAUGUUGUUCAAAUAACAUUCCAUGUGGCAACUCUAAUGCCGAAUCAUGAAAAUGAUCCCAAUUGCAAUGAAAAAAAGAAACACAUUGGCAAUGAUUAUGUUAGUAUUGUGUACAAUGAAAGUGGUGAGGAAUAUAAUUUAAAUACCAUCAAAGGUCAAUUUAAUUAUGCAUGUGUUGUUGUUCAACCUCUGGAGCUUAACAUGAAUCGUGUGUUUGUUAAGGCUCGUCAUGAGAUUGCAAAGUUUGUUUGCCAUCCAGAACCGAAAAUUGUUUCCGAUCGAAGUGCACCGCUAUUAGCUCGUCAAUUAGCUUUGCAUGCUGAUCUGGCUUCACAUGUAUAUCAAAGUAUGAAGACCAAAAACCCCUACGCAUCCAACUGGCUUGAACGACUUAGAAAGAUUAAAAAUCUUCGCACAAAACUUUUGAAUGAAACCAAACAAAAACGUGACGCUGGCAAGGAUGAACACUCAUCAUGGUGGUGAGAUGAUGAUUCCUAACAAAAAAAGCUGUUAACAUUUUUUUUUAAAUUUGUUUUUAGCUUCAAUGUUUAUAAUUUUUUAAUUAAUUAUUAUUAUUAUUAUUAAAUUAAAUUCAUGCAUGUUUUAAUUUAACAAAAAAAAAAAGUUAUUCAACUCAAUAAAGUUACAU
Molecule: messenger RNA, 5792 nt
Organism: Episyrphus balteatus (marmalade hoverfly)
Lineage: Eukaryota; Metazoa; Arthropoda; Insecta; Diptera; Syrphidae
Gene: gig
Product: tuberin
Exons: 18
Coding region: 134-5626 (1830 amino acids)
Biological process (GO): negative regulation of Wnt signaling pathway; negative regulation of TOR signaling; negative regulation of insulin receptor signaling pathway
Cellular component (GO): cytoplasm; TSC1-TSC2 complex; nucleus
Molecular function (GO): GTPase activator activity
Source: RefSeq, a predicted model, not a curated record